Molecule: messenger RNA, 822 nt
Organism: Aaosphaeria arxii CBS 175.79
Lineage: Eukaryota; Fungi; Ascomycota; Dothideomycetes; Pleosporales
Exons: 5
Source: RefSeq, a predicted model, not a curated record
GGUGCAAACAAAGGCCCCCAGGUACUGGCCAUCAUCAUCAUUUUUCCUUGUCUCUCCUUGAUUGUUGUCAGUCUGCGACUGUACACCAGAAUUCAGAUUGUGCGAAAUCCAUCUUGGGAAGAUUUCGCCAUACUCCUCGCAUUGGUCUUCUCAAUUGCAACUUCAAUAUGUCAAGGGACUCAAGUAUACAAUGGCAUGGGACGACAUAUCCAAGCACUGACGAUGGAGCAAGGGAUUGGCUCAUUGAAGGCUCUGUUCGCGAGCAUCAUGAUGUAUAAUUUUGGCCUUACAUUAACCAAAGUAUCCAUCAUUCUGCAGUAUCUCCGCAUUACCAUCGACAAAGCAGUGCGGAAAUGGUGCUUCGCUCUCCUAUACUUCACCCUGCUCAACUGCUUCCAGACUUUCAUGACUGGAAUAUUUUCAUGUUAUCCGGUCGCAAAGUUCUGGGAUGAUCGCAUCCCCGGCGGCUGCGUGAACAAGCCAGCAUUAUGGUAUGCAAAUGCGGCCAUCAACAUCACCCAAGAUAUAUGGCUCAUUGUGCUUCCGGGUUUCAUUCUCAGAAAACUCGUUCUCCCUCGCAGAGAGAAAAUAAGUUUGAUGUUGAUUCUUGGACUCGGUGGAUUUGCAAGUCUCGCAUCCGUACUUCGACUUCAUGCGUUGUACAUUGUCGCAAAAAGCAAAGACAUCACCUGGGACAAUCCCGGAACUGCCACAUGGUCUGCGAUGGAACUAAACAUCGGCAUCAUCUGCGCUUCGUUGCCGACACUAAGAGCCUUCCUUGUCAAGUUCUUUCCCAAUACGUUCACAUCAUCAGUUGUAGGG